AUGUCUUCACAGGGCUCUGUGAGGAAGCGGAAAGACGUUUCGACACCCGCCAAAGCGAAAGAUGGUCCAGCAACUGGCAUUGCGACUCCCCGCGAGCCCGACCUCGAUGCCCUCGUAAAGGCAAACUUAAGUUCGAAAGGCGCUGGAGUGGAAUGGGAUUACCGGGCUGCAAUCACAGUUAUUACAGUGCUUGCAUUCAUAACUAGAUUCUGGGGAAUAAGUCAUCCCAAUGAGGUCGUUUUCGACGAGGUCCAUUUUGGCAAGUUUGCCUCAUACUACCUCGAGCGAACAUACUUUUUCGAUGUCCAUCCUCCCUUCGGAAAACUCCUCUUCGCCCUAAUGGGUUGGUUCGUUGGAUAUGAUGGACGCUUCCAUUUCGAGAACAUUGGCGAUUCCUACAUCACCAACAAGGUUCCAUACGUGGCUUACCGGGCAAUGCCAGCACUUUUGGGUGCUCUCACGGUUCCUGUGGUCUUCGACAUAAUGUGGGAGUCUGGAUAUACACUUCCAGCAUGUAUUGUUUCUGCCUGCCUAAUUCUCUUCGACAAUGCCCACAUUGGUCAGACACGUCUGAUUCUUCUCGAUGCGACCCUCGUCUUCGCCAUGGCCUGCAGUCUAUUAUGUUACAUCAAGUUUUAUAAGCUUCGCCAUGAGCCUUUUGGAAGGAAAUGGUGGAAGUGGCUUCUUCUGACCGGGUUUGCACUUAGUUGCGUUAUCUCGACCAAAUAUGUCGGUCUAUUCGCAUUCGUGACAAUUGGUUCCGCAGUCGCAAUUGAUCUUUGGGAUCUUUUGAAUGUUAACCGUCGCCAAGGGGCCCUCGACCUCCCGGAAUUCGGUAAGCAUUUUGCGGCCCGGGCCUUUGCCCUGAUCAUUGUACCAUUCAUGUUCUACCUCUUCUGGUUCCAGGUUCAUUUUGUGAUCUUGAACCGUUCCGGGCCAGGAGAUGAUUUCAUGUCCCCUGAGUUCCAGGAGACACUCAGCGAUAAUGUGAUGACAGCCAACGCCAUUACCGUCAACUACUACGAUAAUAUUCAAAUCAAGCACAAGGAGACCAAUCACUUCCUACACAGUCACCCAGACAAGUACCCACUGAGAUAUGACGACGGCCGUGUGUCCAGUCAAGGGCAGCAAGUUACUGGAUACCCUUACGCAGACGCCAACAAUCAUUGGCAAAUCCUCCCAGUCAACAACGAUUUGGCUGAAGGACGCGUGGUCAAGAAUAAUGACCUUGUGAGACUUCGCCAUGUUAUCACCGAUACCAUGCUUCUUUCUCAUGAUGUUGCCUCUCCGUACUUUCCCACCAACCAGGAAUUUACAACAGUUCCAAUGGCAGACGCAAUGGGAGACCGACUCAAUGAUACUCUGUUCGAAAUCAGGAUCGAAAAUGGCAAAGCCAAUCAAGAGUUCAAGAGUCUUUCCGGCCAAUUCAAACUUAUUCAUAACCCAAGCAAGGUUGCAAUGUGGACCCAUACUAAACCUCUUCCAGACUGGGCUUACAACCAGCUAGAAAUCAACGGUAACAAGAACCUCGGCCAAAGCUCCAACAUCUGGUUCGUUGACGAAAUUCCAUCAAUUCCUAAAGACAGCCCACGUUUGAUCAAGACCGAGCGCAAAGUCAAGAGUGUACCAUUCCUCAAGAAAUGGUUCGAGUUGCAGAGAGCCAUGUUCUAUCAUAACAAUGCUCUAACCAGUAGCCACCCUUACGCUAGUGAGCCUUUCGUCUGGCCAUUUCUAUUAAGAGGUGUGAGUUUCUGGACUCAAAAUGAUACCCGCCAGCAAAUCUACUUUCUAGGAAAUCCUCUUGGCUGGUGGCUGGCAAGUAGUUUGCUCGCAGUGUAUGCCGGCAUCAUUGCAGCAGAUCAACUGUCAUUGCGCCGUGGAGUUGAUGCUUUGGAUCUGCGCACACGCUCCCGUCUUUAUAACUCUACUGGGUUUUUCUUCCUUGCAUGGGCCAUGCAUUAUCUCCCAUUUUACCUUAUGGGACGUCAACUCUUCUUGCAUCAUUACCUCCCUGCUCAUCUGGCCUCCACACUUGUCACUGGUGCGCUUCUCGAGUUCAUAUUCAAUGUGGAACCUGUUCUCGAUGACCCUGCCAUCACCAAGGGCGCCAACAAGACAGCUCAAAAGCAACGCCCAGCACGUGAGAAGAUAGCUGGACAGAACCUAUUGAUGUCAUGGGCUGCGGCUGGUGUCAUCAUUGCUAUCGUUAUUGGAGGAUGGUACUACUUCUUGCCAUUGACAUACGGUUAUCCAGGACUUGAUGUUGCUCAAGUUCAGGCCCGUAAAUGGCUCGGGUACGAUCUACACUUUGCGAAAUAG
Messenger RNA from Glarea lozoyensis ATCC 20868, 2319 nucleotides. Its product is annotated as MIR. The record is from RefSeq and is a predicted model, not a curated record. Lineage: Eukaryota; Fungi; Ascomycota; Leotiomycetes; Helotiales; Helotiaceae. The transcript is spliced from 3 exons. The coding region runs from base 1 to 2319 and encodes 772 amino acids. Gene Ontology annotation, biological process: protein O-linked glycosylation via mannose. Gene Ontology annotation, cellular component: endoplasmic reticulum; membrane. Gene Ontology annotation, molecular function: dolichyl-phosphate-mannose-protein mannosyltransferase activity.